Molecule: messenger RNA, 1163 nt
Organism: Cyprinodon tularosa
Lineage: Eukaryota; Metazoa; Chordata; Actinopteri; Cyprinodontiformes; Cyprinodontidae
Product: phosphatidylinositol 3,4,5-trisphosphate 3-phosphatase TPTE2-like
Exons: 11
Biological process (GO): protein dephosphorylation
Cellular component (GO): cytosol
Molecular function (GO): phosphatidylinositol-3,4,5-trisphosphate 3-phosphatase activity; protein tyrosine phosphatase activity
Source: RefSeq, a predicted model, not a curated record
ACCGUGUCAUUGCAAUGUCCUUCCCCUCCUCUGGGAAACAGGCCUUCUACAGAAAUCCAAUCAGGGAAGUUGCCAGGUUUCUAGACACGAAACAUGGGGGCCACUACAAAGUUUACAACCUGUGCAGUGAAAAGGGGUACGACCCCAAGUUCUUCCACUACAGGGUUGAACGAGUCUUUAUUGAUGACCACAAUGUGCCCUCCUUAGAAGACAUGCUGAAAUACACAGCAAGUGUGAGGGAGUGGAUGUCUGCUGAUCCUACAAAUAUCAUUGCUAUUCACUGCAAAGGAGGGAAAGGACGCACAGGUACUAUGGUGUGCACAUGGCUCAUUGACAGUGACCAGUUUGAAAGUGCUCAGGACAGUCUGGAGUAUUUUGGUGAGAGGAGGACAGACAAGAGUCAGAGCUCCAAGUUUCAGGGAGUUGAGACUCCCUCACAGAGCCGUUAUGUCGGAUACUAUGAGAUCAUGAAGAACAAGUACAACCGCCAGAUGCCUCCACCUAAAAGCCUGAGGAUAAAAAGCAUCCGGAUUCACUCAAUAGCAGGUGUGGGGAGGGGGAAUGGCAGUGAUCUGAGUGUGAAAAUAAUAGUGAAGAAAGAAUUGGUCUUCGAGUGUGUGUGCGCCAAGCAGAAGAACUGCAAGGUAUUUCCUGACGUGGGCAGCAAUGCUGCAGUAAUCAGCCUGCAGGAUGGGCCUAUGGUUGAAGGGGAUGUCAAGGUUAUGUUUGAAUCGAGUGCAGGUCUUCCGAAAGGAUAUGAAGACGUUCCUUUCUACUUUUGGUUCAAUACGUCCUUUGUAACAGAAAACAAGUUGUUUCUGCCCAGAGAAGAGCUCGACAACCCACACAAGUCUAAAACCUGGAACCUAUACAAAGAGGAUUUUGGUGUCACCAUGUUCUUCUCAGAAUCUGAUUAAAGCCACAGUACAGAGAAAAGACGAACCAAAAAGAGGUGUAAUUUGGAAAAGGCUGUGAAGAAAUCAGCAACAUAAAUACUAAAUAGUUUGUAAUAAACUGUCCAAACCCCUAGACCUUUUGUUUAGACAUUGGUAAGAACUGGAUCCACCCGAUUAAAAUCACUACAGUAUUGCUUUGAUGUGUUUUGACUCUUAAAUCUGAAGUGUUGGAACCUUUAUGAUUAAACCAGUGGUAAAUCAAACUCA